Molecule: messenger RNA, 1537 nt
Organism: Amborella trichopoda
Lineage: Eukaryota; Viridiplantae; Streptophyta; Magnoliopsida; Amborellales; Amborellaceae
Gene: ATSPO11-1
Product: Spo11/DNA topoisomerase VI, subunit A protein
Biological process (GO): reciprocal meiotic recombination; meiotic DNA double-strand break processing; meiotic DNA double-strand break formation
Cellular component (GO): nuclear chromosome
Molecular function (GO): ATP binding; DNA topoisomerase type II (double strand cut, ATP-hydrolyzing) activity; DNA binding
Source: RefSeq, a predicted model, not a curated record
GGUUGCAACCUUAUACAAACUUUUUCCUUUAUAAUAUGUGCUUAACCGUUAAAGCAGCAUUGAGCUCGAGGAAGGUGGGAAAAAUGGGAGGGCGAAGUGAAGCUUCAACAAACCCUUCACAUUUGCUCCAGAGAAUUAGAGGUGUCAUUUUUAGGGCAUAAUCUUUCCUCCUUCUUCUUCCGGGUCUCGUAUCCGAAACCUAAAUUUAGCUGUUCUCUAUUUCUUCUCUCAAAUCUCAUAUCCAAACCUUAAUCUUAGCUGUAGCUUCUGUAUUCUCUCUCUCUCUCUCUCGCUCUCUCUCUCUGAGUGUUCAUGUGUGUGUAUGAAGGAUUGAACGCAUUCAGGUGGAAAACUCCUAUGUAUCUUCUCAGUUUUACUCUAGUUUUGAUUGAAGAUUUGUGUAAAGGCCGUACUUCUCUAGUCUCCAUUGAUCGUUACAGGACUCACUGUAAAUUGAUUGGUCCUGGUGAUAAAUGUUCUUGCAACUCUGACAUGACUGACGGAAGAGAAAUCAUAUCUAUGGAAAAGGAAAGCCAUGCAAAUAGGCUUGAUGUGCUGCUUAGAGUUCUUCUUAUUACUCAGAAGCUGCUUUUGGAAGGAAAGCAUGCAUCAAAAAGAGACAUUUACUACAUGCAUCCUUCUAUUUUUAUUGACCAAGCAAAUGUAGAUCGAGCCAUAAGCGACACUUGCAUCCUUUUACACUGCAGUCGUCAUAAUCUAAAUGUUGUCUCUGCUGGCAAGGGAUUGGUGAUGGGGUGCUUAAGGUUCAAGGAGUCCAACAGGAUGUUCAAUUGUAUAAGAAGACCUAGUGUUGCUUAUCCAGUCCCUGUUUAUGUAGAAGAAGUCAAACAUAUCAUGGGCUUCGCUAGAUAUAUACUAGUUGUGGAGAAAGAAACAGUGUUUCAGCGCUUGGCAAAUGACAAAUUCUGUGAAAUGAAUCGUUGUAUUGUGAUAACGGGCAGGGGUUAUCCUGAUGUUCCCACCCGAAGAUUCUUACGACUUCUUAUUGAUGAGCUGUCCCUGCCUGUCUACUGCUUGGUGGACUGCGAUCCUUUUGGUUUUGAUAUCUUGCUGACAUACCGAUUUGGUUCAAUGCAAAUGGCCUAUGAUGCAAAACUACUACGUAUCCCAGAGAUUCGUUGGCUUGGUAUCUUCUCUUCAGAUGCUGAAGCCAUUGGCCUCCCAAGGAGAUGUCUACUUCCUCUGACACACAGAGAUAAAAAGAAAGCUGAGGCCCUGUUACAGAGAUGCUAUCUGCACCAACAAGUGCCACACUGGCGGUUGGAGAUAGAGAAGAUGUUGCAAAGAGAGGUGAAAUUCGAAAUUGAAGCGUUGUCUGUGUUUUCUAUAUCCAUGUUAUCAGAGGAACAUCUUCCAGCCAAAAUACAAGAGGGAAGGCACUUAUGAAACUUCAUGUGAUUAUCAUAUAAAUAUGGUUUAGAAAUAAUCGAAAUGUUCAAAAGUUUUCCUCCGCAGUGAUCGUACUGUUUGUGUUCUUUUUAGCAAACUCGCAUCGUGGAUUUCCAUCUUUUCCCAA